CCUUGGCGGAUGCAGUAGCUUUGUGCGACGGUCCCCCCUCGUUCUGACGAUAAAGACUCCCUCACCUCUCUUCCCCGACUGCAGCUUUGGGAUCACGCAACAUCGCCGCUGCAGCUCUCACCAUGUCGAAAUCGUUGCAAUUGAAGGAGGAGGGCAACCGGUGCUUCCAGGCCGGCGACUAUGUCGGAGCCGAUAGCCUCUAUUCGAAGGCCAUCAUCGCCGACUCCAAGAACCCAGCGCUCUACACCAACCGCGCCAUGGCCCGCCUCAAGCUGGGCUACUGGGACUCGGUCAUCACCGACUGCGACGCCUGUCUGGCGCUCGCCCCGGACAACAUGAAGGCCAACUACUACCUGGCGCAGGCGCAGGCCGCCCUGCGUGACUUCGACGCCGCCCUCGCCAGCGCCCUGCGCGCCCACGCCCUCUGCGCCGCCACCAACGACAAGUCGCUCGCCGCCGUCACCGCCCUGGUGCUCAAGUGCAAGAAGGACCGCUGGGACGAGCGCGAGCGCCACCGCGUGCGCGAGACGCGCCAGCUGGAGACGGAGCUGCUGGGCCUGCUGGAGAGCGACAAGCACGCCGCCAUGGCGGAUGCCAUGGACGAGAUGGAGCAGAAGGAGAUCGAGGAGGAGUCCGAUGCCAAGGCUGCGCGCAUGAAGACCAUCUUCGAGCGAGCGCGGGAGGACUCCGAGCGGCGGAGGGAAGUGCCCGAGUGGGCCAUCGACGACAUCAGCUUCGGCAUCAUGGUCGACCCAGUCAUGACCAAGACGGGAAAAUCCUACGAGCGAGCCUCCAUCAUGGAGCACCUCCGCCGCCACCCGAGCGACCCCCUCACGCGCGAACCGCUGCUCCCGUCCGAACUGCGGCCGAACCUGGGGCUGAAGCAGGCGUGCGAGGAGUUUCUCGAGGAGAACGGAUGGGCCGUGGACUGGUGAUACAAGUACACAAGCUGAGAAGAGAGAAAAUGUUGGCCGAGCGAGAGCGAGAGAAGUAGUGUUUUUCGAGAAACUUUUCGGGUUUUCGUACUGGGAGUUUUAAAGGCGGUAAAUGAA
Molecule: messenger RNA, 1052 nt
Organism: Ilyonectria robusta
Lineage: Eukaryota; Fungi; Ascomycota; Sordariomycetes; Hypocreales; Nectriaceae
Exons: 3
Coding region: 123-935 (270 amino acids)
Biological process (GO): protein polyubiquitination; cellular response to misfolded protein; protein quality control for misfolded or incompletely synthesized proteins
Cellular component (GO): cytoplasm
Molecular function (GO): ubiquitin protein ligase activity; protein-folding chaperone binding
Source: RefSeq, a predicted model, not a curated record